GACCUCACAAAAGAUAUUAACUAUGCUGUCAGACCUGACGAGAUCUCUUAACGAACUCCGUGAGGAGGUCAGAGCCAUCCGCAAUACCGGCUCCAAUGAAUCGGUAGAUGCUGGGGUACUCCCUUUGGAUUUCCCCUUGCACAACAUUGAGGAGCUAAACAAUGCAGAGGCAGCUCUUCAAUCGCAAGAGGCAAAUAAGGCAAUGGUGAGACGCUUUGCCUUGAUUGGAGGGACCACACUGGAGGUGCAAGUCUGCCGUGUAAUGGCUUAUGCCAUCACAAACGAGCUGGCCUCAGUACUAAACUGGGCAGGGAAAAAAACAAAGGACCAGACGAAGCAAAAAAGGGCAUUUAAAGAUACUGCGUCGGUGAAAUGUCUCACAGACAAUGUUACCCAGCUAAAUAGAGAAAAUAAAAAAAUGAAAGAGACAGUUAUUGAUCUACAAGCUUGUGGCAUGCGUGAUAAUCUUGUAUUUUCUGGUAUUCCAGAAGCCGCUGGAGAAGACGUGGAGACUAUGGUGAAAAGCUUCAUCAAAACCCACCUGAAGCUGCCGGAGGACACGGUGAAGAACAUCGCCUUCGAUAGAGUGCAUCGCAUCGGCCCUAUGCGGGCUGCGACCGGGAGACCACGUCCAAUCGUGGCCAAAUUCGGCCACUUCAAACAAAAGGAACAGGUAACCUAA
Messenger RNA from Oreochromis aureus, 682 nucleotides. RefSeq lists its product as uncharacterized. The record is from RefSeq and is a predicted model, not a curated record. The coding region runs from base 23 to 682 and encodes 219 amino acids. NCBI's taxonomy places the organism in Eukaryota, Metazoa, Chordata, Actinopteri, Cichliformes, Cichlidae. The transcript is spliced from 3 exons.